Adineta ricciae is the source of this 576-nucleotide messenger RNA. The record is from the annotation of a GenBank genome assembly. NCBI's taxonomy places the organism in Eukaryota, Metazoa, Rotifera, Eurotatoria, Adinetida, Adinetidae.
AUGGCGAAGAUUCUGUUUCGAUCGGUAUUAACAGAAAACAGUUUCAUCCUAGAUAAAAUGAGAAAAGUAAGAAAAUGUGGUCGAUUGAUUCAUUUGAAAAAUGGUUCAGAGAAAGACAUCAAAGUUUCUGAAGAUGGUGGUUCAAGAUCGUGUAGUCUAAUCAAUUAUUCCAUGAAACCUUGUGUCAUGGCACAUUAUCAUCUUCGCAUCUUUUUCAUAUUCACAUUGGGUGAUUACAUACGUCGACUUGGUUUAAAUGGUCAUCAUACUAUAAUUUAUCCAUGUACAUCUGAGACGAUUCUUUUUUAUGACCUUUUAUACGAUUUAAACUGGUUGAUGAAAAGUAUGGAUGUUAAAUUUUCGUCAUUUCGUACAUUGAUUCUUACUGCAAUCAAUAAGAUGAAACAACAAGAAUUGAUUGUUAAUUCCAAUGGCGACAUAUCUGUUUAUGAUAUAAAACAAAUUCUUCGACGAAUGAAAGACGAAAUUGUAAAGACUACGAUUGAAUUAAAGCGAAACCAAUCGAUAUCCGAAGUAGAUAAACUAGUUUUAGGUCAGUGCGACAAAGUUUUGUGA